CUCUAGCUUCGACCUCCAUAAAAUCUCUGGCCUGAGAAUUUGUGUGAAUUUCUACUGCCCACCAGACUCGCAGAGCCCACCAGAUCACCAGCCAUGAGGAUCCUUUACUUCUUCGUUGCUGUUGUCGUCCUCCUCUUCCAGAUUUGCCCAGGUUAUGCUCAGGGUCCUCCUCCUGAUCUCGGCGAUACUCUUGCCUGCAGAGCAAAGGGGCAGAGUUACUGCAUUUUUGGUCCAUGUCCUCCAACUUUUAGUGUAUCCGGAAAUUGCCAUGGAGGAUUGAACUGCUGUACCAAGAUACUUGCCUGAGGACAACUCUGUGCUCUGAUUUCUCCACUUCCAUCAGAACCAGUUCUUUGCAAGAAGCAAGUCCACAGUACUCUUUUUCUCCUGACCACUGCAAGGAUGUUCUGAAAAUGUACCACAGUUGUGCACU
This is a messenger RNA of Zootoca vivipara (common lizard), 433 nucleotides long. RefSeq names its product gallinacin-10. Gene Ontology annotation, cellular component: extracellular region. The record is from RefSeq and is a predicted model, not a curated record. NCBI's taxonomy places the organism in Eukaryota, Metazoa, Chordata, Lepidosauria, Squamata, Lacertidae. Gene Ontology annotation, biological process: defense response.